Molecule: messenger RNA, 3323 nt
Organism: Protopterus annectens (West African lungfish)
Lineage: Eukaryota; Metazoa; Chordata; Ceratodontiformes; Protopteridae
Gene: NFXL1
Product: nuclear transcription factor, X-box binding like 1
Exons: 22
Coding region: 168-2663 (831 amino acids)
Biological process (GO): regulation of DNA-templated transcription
Cellular component (GO): nucleus
Molecular function (GO): RNA polymerase II transcription regulatory region sequence-specific DNA binding; DNA-binding transcription factor activity, RNA polymerase II-specific; zinc ion binding
Source: RefSeq, a predicted model, not a curated record
ACACGUGAUACCAUUUACAGCCCUUUUGGUAAAGUGCAGGUCCGUGGACACACAAGUUGAGUUCGGCAGCGAAUCAUAUUGCUUUGAUUCAUAUUUUGCAACCCGGUUGUCAGAAAUGGAGGAAGUGUGAACAUUUAUUUCAGGUGAACUACCUAUGUGGCAGAGACAUGUCUUCAUACAGGAAAUUUGAAGAAAUAAGAAAAGCAAAUAUUAAAGCAGCAAAGAAGUUUGCAGAAGAGCAGUAUAGUUCAUCUGAAGAGGAAGCUGAUGAAGAUGCUGAAAGGAAACAUGGACAGAUUCUGGAGUCUGCAUUUACAAUGUAUACAAACCUGUCAGGUGGAGGUGCAUAUGAACUGGAACGCACAAAACAAUACCUGAAUGAAGCCUUUCAAACAGGGGCUAUCACAUGUUUAAUUUGCAUUGCAUCUGUGAAAAGGAACCAGGCAAUUUGGAGCUGCGUUGGGUGCUACUGCAUGUUUCAUAUACCUUGUAUCCAGAAGUGGGCAAAGGACAGCAUUUUUCUGAUUACCUCUCCACUGGCAGAUGAUGGUUUUGAGAAGAAGGACCAUCCAUGGCCUUGCCCAAAGUGCAGGUAUGAAUAUAAGCAGUCACAGACGCCCAACAGGUAUUAUUGUUACUGUGGCAAGGUAGAAGACCCUACUGUGGACCCAUGGCUCAUACCACACUCGUGUGGGCAGAUUUGUGACAAACAAUUUAAGCCAUCUUGUGGACACAAGUGCCUACUGCUUUGUCACCCAGGUCCGUGUCCACCUUGUCCAAAAAUGGUUUCGGUAACAUGCUUCUGCAGGAAGGCAAAACCAGUGCCACGCAGAUGCAGUACCAAGGAGUGGUCCUGUCGACAGCAGUGUGGCAGAAUGCUACUUUGUAGACAGCAUAAAUGUGAACAGCUUUGUCACGCAGGAGACUGUCAGCCUUGUCCACGUGUCAGCAAACAGAAGUGCAUCUGUGGGAGAAAAAUAGCUGAAAGAUUCUGUGCUAGUCCAGUGUGGCAGUGUGAGCAAGUUUGUGGUAGGACUCUGAGUUGCCGUAAUCACACAUGUGAGAAGGUCUGCCACUCAGGUGAUUGUGGAGACUGUCCAAGAUCAGGAAAGAGAGUUUGCCCGUGUGGGAAAUCAAAUUAUUCCCUUCCUUGCACUGAAGACAUACCAACAUGUGGAGACACGUGCAACAAAAUUCUUGAGUGUGGCCUUCAUAAAUGUUCACAGCGUUGCCAUCGAGGUCCUUGCGAAACCUGCAGACAGGUUGUAGAAAAACAGUGUCGCUGCAAAAAGCAUAUCAAGCUUAUGCCAUGCCAUAAAGAGUACUUGUGUGAUUCAAAAUGUACUAAGAUGAGGGACUGCCAGAGACAUCAGUGCAAGAGAAAGUGCUGCUCUGGGAAUUGUCCUCCAUGUGAUCAGACCUGUGGUCGUAGCUUGGGAUGUCGAAACCACAAGUGCCAUUCUGUCUGCCACAGAGGUCAGUGCUACCCAUGUCCAGAAACUGUAGAUGUGAAAUGCAACUGUGGUGCCACAGUGCUGAAGGUACCUUGUGGUAGAGAACGUACAACCAAACCACCAAAAUGCAGAGAACUGUGCCGUACACCUUCUUCAUGUCAUCAUCCGAGCCGAGAACGCCAUCGCUGCCAUUUCGGUCACUGUCCUUCAUGUCGACAGCCCUGUCAUAGUGUGCUAAAGUGUGGUCAUUCUUGUCCUGCUCCUUGCCAUGAUGAAGUACUUGUCAAGCAGAGUGGUUUGCACCAGCCAGCAGGCCCAUGGGAGCAACCAUCUGAACCAGCAUUCAUUCGAACUGCAUUGCCUUGUCCGCCAUGUCUAGUUCCUCUACCUGUGGAAUGCUUGGGCAAACACGAGGUAUUUGCAUUACCCUGUCACCGUGUUGGACCGUAUUCUUGUGGAAGACCUUGUGGGCGACUGUUGUCGUGUGGAAAUCACACCUGCAUGAAAGAGUGUCAUUCAGUAACUACAGUUGAUGGGGAGGAUAAAAAGCAAAAGGCAGGCAAAGAAUGUAGCAUAUGUGAAGAAGGUUGCAGUAAGCCUCGUCCACCAGGCUGCCCACACUCGUGCACAUUACCCUGCCAUCCUGGAGAGUGUCCACCAUGUGGACAGAUGAUUCGAGUCAAAUGUCACUGCAAGAUUGCAACACUGUACAUCGAGUGUGUAAAAUUUAGUGCUGCUGACUCUGACACUAAGAAGUUUCUUGGUUCCUGCAAAAAUCAAUGUCCAAAAGAGCUUUCUUGUGGUCACAGAUGUAAAGAAACAUGCCAUCCUGGUAAAUGUCUUGACCUCUGCAGCCAGAAGGUGAAAAUUCGAUGCCCCUGUAGAAGGAUAAAAAAGGAAGUAUUGUGCAGCAAGGUUCAGAAAGGAGAGUCACAACUGCAGUGUGACACUGUGUGUAGCGAAAUAAAGAAGAAGGUGUCUGAGGUAAAAGAAGCAGAAGUAAAAGCUGCCCUUGAACUAGAAAGGCAGAGGCAGCAGGCAGAACUUGAGGCAUUUGAGAACAGGAGGAAAGGUCGGCGGAAGAAGAACAAGAGAAAGAAUGAAGACGAAGUUGAAGAAACUAUGUGGCAGAAAUACAAAUAUGUCUUCAUGCCACUUUUUGGUGUGAUUAUUGCAGUGGUGGCAUUUUAUUUAUUUCACUCAAGUUAAAAGUUGUGUUAUGAUUGAUAUAAAAUGGAUUUUUCCAUUUUAUACAUUAAAGUGUAAAAAUGUAAACCUUGAAAUCCUACUUCACUACAUGAAGAAAUUAUUUCAUUUACAGUUGUAUAAGUAAACCGGAUCUUUUGAUUUGCCUCUUUAUUAACAUCAUCAGAAUAUAAGCAUUCAGUUGAAAACAUAGUCUGAUCCCAUCCUUCGUGCAUCAAGCUGAAUGUUAGCAAACAAGUUGUCUUCUCUUACAAAAGGGAUUAUUUUGUAUUUGUUGAAAGAACAGCAUCUUCAAUGUCUUCAUAAUUUAAAACUCAGCAGUAGACAAUUUGCAUUACCGCAUUACUUGAGAUUACUUAAUGUACUUAAAUGUAUUUUUAAUCAAAUACAUUUCAUAUCCUGGUUUCCUCGAAGUAAUGAUGUUUAGGUAUAAAGUAGUAGUGUGUUGCAGUAUUACUUUUUUUUUCAAAAUCAUUUCUAACUAGUUCUCCAUUACCAUUUAGACUUUUAGGUAGCCCUCAGAUGCUUUUUGACUUGUGUUAUAAAAAUGUACAUUAAAAAAUGCUGACAGACCAAAAAAGUAAUAAAAUGUAAUGGAAUCGGGAAGUAGUACUCUUGGAAAAUAAUCUAAACCCAUUUAUUAAAAAUGGUGACUUGUUCAUA